Messenger RNA from Aspergillus japonicus CBS 114.51, 1518 nucleotides. Its product is annotated as SMP-30/gluconolactonase/LRE family protein. Gene Ontology annotation, biological process: L-ascorbic acid biosynthetic process. NCBI's taxonomy places the organism in Eukaryota, Fungi, Ascomycota, Eurotiomycetes, Eurotiales, Aspergillaceae. Bases 405 to 1334 code for a protein of 309 amino acids. The transcript has 4 exons. Gene Ontology annotation, molecular function: gluconolactonase activity; calcium ion binding. The record is from RefSeq and is a predicted model, not a curated record.
CAGUUAUCCACUCCCCUCCCCCUCCCACUCUGGCCUUAGGGCCCUAAGUCGAAACUGGGAUGGCUGACCCAGCUCGACCCACUGACCAUGAGGAGAAGACUGCUGCUGCUGCUGCUGCUGCUGGCGAAGGAGCGGGACAGCAAAAUAAUCGCGUUUUCACUGAGUUUCGUGUGGGGUUUUGUCUUGGCAACCGUGUGUCACGCACCGACUGAAUAGCCGUCACACUCAGUCGACUUCCCAUCUUCCCCUCAGUGCGCUCCCAACAUUCUCCGUUGACAAUAACUGUUGCACAUAUAUCCAAAGCCGGCCAUAACUUUUCGAUACAGCUCAGACCACGGGUGCUCCCGAAACUGAAUUGUCCAAAACCUUCAGCAAUCAGCAUCCUUGUUGAUCGAUCAUUCAGAAUGUCAGACUUCCAGAGAUGGACGGUCUCCGAGCCGUACGUCGACAUAGCAGGCACUUUAUUGGAGGGUCCGUUCCAUGAUGAGACCAGGAAUGAGUUUCGCUUUGUCGACAUCUGGGAACAGAAACUAUACGCUUUGAACCUUGCCGAAGGGCCAGACUCCUUGCGGAUUUUGGACACGUCUGCUUCCAUUGGGGUGACUGCCAACAUCGCCAAUGCCGGAGAUGCUCACAAGGACCAGAUCGUCGCAGCCGCUAAACAUGGAUUUGCCCUGAUAAAUCGCGACACCGGUGAGCUGUCGUAUAUCCGCAGAGCAUGGGACGACCCGGACAAGGACCACAGGAUGCGUUUCAACGACGGAGCAGUCGACAGCCACGGGCGAUUCUGGGCCGGGGCCAUGAAUGACCCCAAGAUCCAGAAGCCUACCAACGAAGGGGCACUGUUCCGGCUAGAUCCUGACUUGAAACUCCAUCGGAUGGUUGAACAGCUGACGAUUCCCAACGGGAUUGGCUGGAACCUUGCGGAUGACACCAUGUACCUGACCGACUCCCCUACUGGUAAGAUUUUUGCCUUCGACUUUGAUGCGAAGACCGGAGCGAUCAGCAACCGCAGGGUUCACUUUGACAUUGGGGAGCCCAAGGAGCCCGAUGGGUUUGCCAUCGAUGAGGAAGGCUGCCUCUGGAGUGCGAUAUAUGGCGGCGGGAAGAUCAUACGCAUUUCACCGGAGGGAAAAGUGAUUGGCGAAGUGAUCCUGCCUACACGGAACAUUACCUGUCCGACAUUUGUCGGGACCGAGCUCUUUAUCACAACUGCUAAGGAUGAUGUGAAUGAUGAGCAGCUUCCCAACUCUAUUCGAUAUGGAGGACGGCUUUAUCGCGUGGAUGUCGGGGUCAGAGGAAAACCUAAGAAUCAGUUUCGCUUCCAGGACUGAUCUCAUGGUGAUAAACUAUCAUUCAAACAGUUGUAGAAAGAAGUAUACUUUGACGGGGAGUUGCUCUGUGUGUAGGCUUUUAGACCCAGUGACCACCUAAAACGCCACAAUGGAGACGCGAACUCGUUUGUAGGGCGCACAUUUGAAGAGCAAUGUUGUGUAGCAGAGCGAGCAUGGAAGGCAC